Messenger RNA from Corvus hawaiiensis (hawaiian crow), 1968 nucleotides. RefSeq names its product R-spondin 3 (gene RSPO3). The record is from RefSeq and is a predicted model, not a curated record. The transcript is spliced from 6 exons. NCBI's taxonomy places the organism in Eukaryota, Metazoa, Chordata, Aves, Passeriformes, Corvidae. The coding region runs from base 161 to 1114 and encodes 317 amino acids.
GCGGCGGCGGCGGGGCUGGGUCCUCCCUCUGCCCCCCCGCCGCUCCCGCCCUCGCACACUCCUCUCCCACCGCCAUCCAUCCAUCCGUCCUGUCGGCACCUCGCCCGCCCGGCGCACACACGGGCGCGCACAGCCGCACGCACCCCGGCACCCUCACAACAUGCUGCCGGCCACCGGCCCGGCAUGGACCCCGGCGGCGGCUGCUCGGCUCCUCUCCGCUGCUGACUCCCCUCUGAGGAAAGAAAAAAAGGACGAAAAGGAGAAGUCGAACUCUCAAAGGGUUACUAUGCAAUUGCGACUGAUUUCUUGGUUUUUCAUCACUUUGAACUUUAUGGAAUACAUUGGCAGCCAGCACGCCUCCAGGGUACGGCGACAGGGAAGAAUGCAUCCUAACGUGAGCCAGGGUUGCCAAGGAGGGUGUGCUACCUGCUCUGACUACAACGGAUGCCUGUCAUGUAAGCCCAGGCUCUUUUUUGUUCUGGAGAGGAUUGGCAUGAAACAGAUUGGAGUAUGUCUUUCCUCGUGUCCAAGCGGAUACUAUGGGACACGGUAUCCCGACAUUAAUAAGUGUGCAAAAUGUAAAGCUGACUGUGAUACCUGCUUCACCAGAAACUUCUGCACAAAGUGUAAAAGUGGGUUUUACUUAUACAGUGGAAAGUGCCUUGAAAAGUGCCCUGAUGGGCUGGAAGCCAACAAUCACACAAUGGAGUGCACUAGCAUUGUGCACUGUGAAACUAGUGAGUGGAGUCCAUGGAGCCCUUGCAUGAAGAAAGGAAAAACAUGUGGUUUCAAAAGAGGAAAUGAAGUAAGGGUCAGAGAGAUCGUACAGCAUCCGUCAGCAAGGGGCAAUUCUUGCCCAGCUACAAGCGAGAGCAGAAAAUGUAUUGUACAAAGAAAGAGAUGUCAGAAGGAAGGAAAAGGGAAAAAAAAUAGGGAGGAGAAAAGAAAAAAGUCCAACAAAGAUGAAAGCAAGGAGACAAGACAGGAAAGCAAAGGGCGAGCAGCCCGAAGACAAAACCGAGAACAGAGGGAAAACAACAACAAAACGCAGCCGAAGAAAAGGAAAGCCCCAAACAAAGAACAGGACCUGGCACCCGUUGACACUGCACAUUAAUGGCCCUCCCUGAUUGUUUAAGUCUUAUGAUGCUGCUAUCUCUACCAGAUUGCCCUGACAGGUGUUCCAACCAUUCAGGCCGCAAAUGGACAAUGCUACCAGUUAUUAUUAAACUUUAAACAACAUUCCAAAUACUUCCUAUAUUCUCCAAGCAACCAUAGUUUAUUAAAGAGAUUGACAUGAGCCAAGGAAAUAGAAAUCUAAAGAUGGGAUACUUUAAAACUGUUAUAUUAUAUGCUUCCAUGCAUCUGUAAAAGGCAAUUAAGAAAUUUUGUAUAUAUUAAUUAUAGGGUAUAAAAUAUAGCAAUAUAAUAAUGAAUGACAUUCAGAUGAACAAUGUUCUUUUUCUUUGUAAAAUAUUUUUCAAGUUAUUGUUUAAGUAUGAGGCAAGAGAUAUGUCUAAAUCAAAGACGAAAAUCGUAUCCCUUCAUAUACUGUACAUAAUUAAGAGAAGGAGGAAAACAUUUCUGAAGAGCCAGGAGGAGCCCAAUGUUUUACAACCUCUGGUGGAGCAGGAUGGGGUUGCCCUGUGUUUUCCCAGUCCAUGCUCCGGACAUGGGCGAGAUACAUCAGGAGAAAGCCAGCAGGGUUUCAGCUGCUGAGGGAUAAGAAGAAGAAGCAUCUGCAACUUUGAAGACUGAAUCCCUGAGGAAGAAGGCAACUAGGCUGAGCUUGAAUAAUGCUCUUAUCUGUGGACAACACAAUGUUUUCUGGUCUAAACAGUGGUACCGUGUGUGCUGUUUUAUGCUUUUUAUACCUAUGUGUAACUUAAGUCUACAUUUCAAAUCUUCUGGUGAAUGACAAAUCGUAUUUGUAGGAGACAACAUUGAAUUAAUAAAAACCAGAAAAAUAGA